Messenger RNA from Paraglomus brasilianum, 2004 nucleotides. Lineage: Eukaryota; Fungi; Glomeromycota; Glomeromycetes; Paraglomerales; Paraglomeraceae. The record is from the annotation of a GenBank genome assembly.
AUGCAGAACGAGGACAGAAGAAAUGAUUUAAAGGCAACCGAGGAAAACAUUUCGGUAUGGAGACGCUUAGAAAAGCGCAAGAGGAGGGUUGAAGAGAGAGAGGGGGGAAGGAAAGCAGGCAGGGCAAAGGCGCUUCAGCAAGUGGAGCAGAGCGAAGUUAUCAUAACAAAGUCUCUUCAAGAACAGUUGGACUCGGCUCGCAAAGAAAAGGCGGAUUUGGAAGCCUCUAUGGAAGCGCGUGCGAAAAACUUUCAACAAACCAUGUCCCAGUUACAAAUCAAUCAAUCGAAUUCAAGCGAAUCGCCCAACACGAAAACAUCCGGCCCGAGUCUAGUUGAUCCACAGUUGCUCAAGGAGGAAUUGGACGAGGCAAACGAGAAAAUCCGACAACAAGAAUCCGAACUCAAAAAACUCAAAUUCGAAAUCGAGAUGGAAAAAGGCCACGUCAACAUCCUUCGUCACGACAACCAGAUGCUUAGGCAAUUGACGGUCGACAUGCACGCAUCCGCCGAACAAGAGGAAGAAUACAUUUCAAACAAAUUGCUCAAGCGCAUAUCUGGUCUUAAGAAGGAAAAGGGAGAAUUACUCGUUCAGGUCGAGCAAGAGGAAGAGUAUCUUACGAAUACUUUGCAAAGAAAGUUGAAUCAGUUGCAGAAAGAAAAGAUUGACAUGGAAAAUGCUUUGGAGCAAGAGCAAGAGUAUAUCGUGAAUCGGUUGCAGAAACAACUGGACGCUUUGAGGCAGCAGGCAGGGUUUGGCUAUCAUUCAAGAGAAGGUAGCGCAGUCUCUGUAUCGAACGCAAGUACGCCAUUGUUACCUCCUGGAUCACCCUCGUCAAGUAGCAAAAAAUGGCAUUCUUCGCAUUCCCCGACCACAGCCGAUUUUCCAAACACAUCUCCUGGUGUCGUCGAAGUCUUGCGUGCGGAAAUUUCUUCACUAAGAUCACGACUCUCAGAGAUCGAGAAAGAAUAUGUUCACAAAUCAAGCCAGGCGACGCGGCACAAGAAUGAAUUGAUUGAACUAAGAAAGAGGCUUGGGAUUCCUGCUGAAGAUUUGCUUGUCGAGGAACCGCCACCGGCUUUUCUCAAACACAACAGUUCGCGAGCAGCAGCAAGACGUUCAAACUCGCAUACCGUAAGCGCAAGCGCAUCGUCCGCAAAUCUUGUCCGUGCGCGAAGCGUAAGCGCCAGCGAACCAAAUAAAAAGCCAGCAAAUACGGGACUCACUUCGGAAACAGACAAUCCAUCUAUACUACGAUCGAGAAGUGGAAUAAUAUACCUUAUAGUAUACCACUUGUUACUGGCACUGAUGAUUUGGAGUUAUUCCAAAGCGACUACAACAUCACCUGGACAUCCCUCAAAGCAUCCGACCCCACAACAACCAUACAACCCGGUACCACCAUCCGAACCCAUGCAACAUGUAGUUGACGUGGACGAUGGUUCCAAUGUCAUAGUUGCAGAAACAGUCAUAACUGUAAAGAAUAACGGCAACAAACGAUACUGUCAGAAAUGCAAAGGGUUUAAACCGGAUCGGACGCAUCAUUGUAGAGUUUGCAAAAAGUGUAUUCUAAAGAUGGAUCAUCAUUGUCCCUGGCUAAACAAUUGCAUUGGCCAUAAGAACCAAAAGUUCUUUUAUCUCUUCAUCUUUUAUGCUAAUGUCUACUGUUUCUUUGUGUGUCUGACAACAGUUUUAGCCUGUGUCGAGUUUGUCAGUUCUUCACGAGAGGCAUUCAUCGAACUGGAUCUUCAUUGGACAUUCUUGGUUCUUGUCUCUGGCGUAUUUACGCUGUGUUUGGUUGGAUUUGUCAUUUAUCAUACAAACCUGAUAUGCAACAAUCAAACUACGUUGGAGAGUAUGCAAGUGAAGAAUUAUAAAGUGAAAGAGGAUGGUGAAGUGACGACGAGUAAAUAUUUAAAUUUGUUUGACGUUGGGACGAAGAACAACUGGGUACAGGUCAUGGGACCUCAAUGGUAUUUUUGGUUUGUUCCUGUAUAUAAUUCGUAA